Molecule: messenger RNA, 3249 nt
Organism: Anopheles aquasalis
Lineage: Eukaryota; Metazoa; Arthropoda; Insecta; Diptera; Culicidae
Product: gamma-tubulin complex component 5
Biological process (GO): spindle assembly; cytoplasmic microtubule organization; meiotic cell cycle
Cellular component (GO): microtubule organizing center; spindle pole; gamma-tubulin complex
Molecular function (GO): gamma-tubulin binding; microtubule minus-end binding
Source: RefSeq, a predicted model, not a curated record
AAACUGGGUUUUAAAAACGACUGAUUCAGUGAUAAGAAAAUGUCCGUAGUGUUGACUGAAGUGGAAGCGUUGGUGCAGCGGUAUGUGCCGGAGUUUAUCAAAUUGCUGACCGGCUUCGAGGAGACGGAAGAGAACUUUACUCUAUGCCAGCAAUUUACGAUGGGUAUCAUCCGGAAUCACACCUUCCUCUCGGUGAACAGCCACGAAAUUAGGCGGAAGAUAGAGGAUGUUAUAGAAAACAUAGAAUUGUGGAACUUUGUCGCAGAGGCCACACAUUUGCGACGCUGCUACGAGGAGCUGAUCACGGAUCCGGCAUGCAUGGACCACUACGUACACGAGAUCCACUGGUCCAUCCUUCUGUUUCUGCUCUCGGUGGCCUAUAACCCGGUGGGAGCACUAAAAGAGCGGCUACGAACCGGACGCGCCAUUGAGCCCUUCCAACCGGAACCCAGCCGACCACGGUUGCCCGACAAGGAAAAGGAUGAUCUCAUUGCUGAUUUGCUGAAAGACAACGUUUCAUUUGCGUUGUCGCCCCAGAACUCGGAUCUAAGCGACUGGAGUGAUCUAGACGAUGAUGAAAACGAUCCGGAAACUGUUGGACAGCAAAAGGAAUCGGACUUUGAGUUGAUCGAUCAUGGGCAAGCACCGGAUGAGAAAUGUAUCGAACAGAGAGAAGUGUAUGGUCCAAUUGCACCGCCUCAGCGAGAAGAAAAUUACCUUCUCUUUGAGCAGGGCGAUGCGCUCGAAUGGCUAGAGGAAAACGUUCACAUGAGCUGGUGGAAGGAUUCCCAGUUCAAAGUGAACGUCCUGAGCGACCACAGAGGGGCCUCGUUUUGUGAUUUCUGGUCCGAAUGUGUCGCCAAAGCGUCUCACGGAUUUUUAAAAUCCGAUACCGUCUCAACCGUAUCGGAAAGCUGCGUUCUGAGAGAGAUACUGUGGAUGUUCACUGCCCCUGUCGAUUGUAAACUGUUUCGAAUUGAUGACGAUCAAAUAUGGAUCAAUUCCAACGUCUCACUGGCCAGUACCACGGAGCAUGGUAUCCAAACGUUUCUCCUCAACUUUACCGAGUUUAUGACCAUCGCCUAUCGGUUGCGGAACUUCUGCAGCAGCGUCCUAGAUACUUCGGGGAAAUCCAUUCCUGCGCCUCACUCGUUUGAAUGUUAUGCAGCGGGAGUCAAAAGCUUCCUAACGAACAUGGAAACGGUGAUGAUCGCGAAGGAAAUGGAGCUAAUACGCCAAGAACCGGGCAAAACGCACACCAUAAUCUCGCUGUUUCAUGAGCUAGAACCAGAGCUGCUCGUGCUAAAGAAACUGUACGACAUCCACCGGUUCUCUGUGCUCGAUUGGACGAAAUAUCCGGCCCACAUUGCGGUAGCCCAUCUGCUUUCGGGAUUGUUCCGUAGCGUAAAGUUGAGUGCCAACUUGGAGAAGGGCAAUUUGGCUUUCGCGCUACUACUGGCGGCCUUAAAGUGUUACAUGAACAUGAUCGAUAUCUGGUGGACGGAGGGUAGGCUCGAUGAUUGGCGAGACGAGUUUUUGGUGGAACGGCAAUGCACGGAUCCGCCACACAUUGGCGUACUGACCGGUUACCAGGCGAGAUUGUUCUCCAAGUGCAAACAACGUUGCUUCUACGUCAGCUCAGCCAUCUCGGAAGUGAUAGAGAACGAUCCAAUCAUCAAACUAUUGUUGCACCAUUCACUGGAAGCUGGCUAUACUUUGAAUAUUUUGAAUGGCUUAGAUAGGAUAAGCGAUAUGCGCAGGGCGCAUGAGUCGGAGGAUGAAAACUUGGUUUAUCUAAGCUUUUUGGGAUCCAUCGUAGAAGAGCUGGAGAAAUUCCGGACAGAGGAGCAAUCAGCGGAAGAAGUGGACACCAAUCAAAAGGAAGGAUGCGCAGUCAGGUUAAUCGAUAAACAAGGAGGGCACAAGGAACAGCGACUAACUAAAGAAAUUCAAGAAAUCUGCAACGAUGAUCUGCUACUUAUGGCUCUACAAAGUACACUACAAUUGGUCAGUGGACACACGGAGCGACAUUCCUCCCUAGAGUUGACUCGCAAGCCGGAGCAAGAGCUUACGAAUGCUCAUACGCUGUACGAGAAAUUGAAUCAAAUCUCUACACUACCGCUACCGCUGGAGCACGUGCUGUUUGAUGCGAUAAAAACGCUCAUGGAAACUAAGCGACAAGCCGCCAACCAUUACGUUACCUACAUCUACAAAGAUGAGUUUCAUGUGAUGGAUCAUUUAAGGAACAUACGGAAGGUACUGCUACUGGAAGCUAGCGAUCUGAUGGACUACUUUUACAGUGAUCUGUUUCGAAGAAUCGAAGCCGGCGAGAGCUGGGCAAAUCCGUACUUGCUUACGACUCAGCUAAGCGACAUUCUCGCCUCGCGCUACAACGAUAUGAUGUCGAUGUUUACCGUAGAGAUCGAUCGUUCAGUCGGACACAGGCUAGAACACCCGACAGUACUGCAGGCGAUCGAUGCGAUACGAGUACUGUACAUCCCUGGUCACGAUUUGACCAACAUGAUCAACGACGACACACUGGCCAGUUAUAACAGCGUGUUUCGGUUCCUUUUGAAAGUGAAGUGGGCUCUGGGAACGUUAGAAAUGUUGCGGUUUCCUUGGUCCCAGAAACGCAGGCCACCUUAUGCGUCCUUCGGCAUGAUGGAUUUGAUAUUGAAGCGAUUGGCAAUGUUGAAGUUUUGGAUGAUAUUUUCCAUCCAGUGUGUCCACUCUCACCUGAUGACGCACGUGUUGCAAUCGUUCGGCGAGCAGCUCGAUGCGAAACUUGACCGUGCCGAUAAUCUCAGUGAUAUGAUAACGGCGCAUCAGAUGUACAUUAGCACCAUCUUUGAGCAUUGUUUUCAACAGGAGGACAGUAAGGAGGUUCUAGAAGGAAUCAAACAAAUGCUAGAGCUUGUGUCGAUCCUACGCGAUGAGUGGCAAACCACGACCAACUUUACGGAAUUGGACGCUCGAGGAGAAAUUACGGAUAACAGUAUGAUUGGCGAUUUUGUGUCUCGAUGCCAAAUCGAUGAGCUGGAGCGGACGUACUGUAAGUGUCACCAGGAGUUGGCUAGACUACUCAGUCGGGAAGCCUAUGGCAAGCAAAAACUACACCUGACCGGUCUGGUCGAUGCGUUUAGUUACAAUGCACCGUACUAAAGCACACCACACGCAUACGCAAACGCCUAAUACUGCAAGCUACGUUUUGUCCCGAUGUCGUCCAGUAUCUGCUGCAACUCGUCGUCC